GCGGGAAAGCAAAAUAAAUAAAUAAAAGCGGCAGUUCCCGAAUGCUUUCACACAUACAUGUAUUUCCGAGCCUAAAAAGUGGAGGUGUUUCUUGGCACCUCUCUAAGUGUACAGUAGUGGUGCAACCAACCCAUACAAACACAAACUUCCAACUCGUCCCGAGAGUUAGAUCCCGGCCACUUCGGUCUUGGUGGGCGUCUCCUUGCUCUCAAGUGGGCGGACACCCCGCCAGCCACUCUCGGGGUCUGCGGGUGUCAGCGUCCGAUCACAGUCGCGCAAAGGCUGCCCUCGCCCGAAGACGCGCCUUUGAAGGAGCAACCGAGCGCUGCUCCCGGUCCACGGACUCAUGGCGACGAGCAACCCGCCGCUUCUGCCCCCGCCGGGGCUGUCCGUUUCGAUGCCCAGAGCACCCCCAGCAGGGGCGGCGGUCCCUAUGCCGCCCACCUUCCUUCGCCCUCCCAGCUUCUUCAUGCGCGCCGCGGCCGCCGCAGCUGCCGCGGCCGCCGCAGCCGCCGCCUCGGCGGGAAAUCCUUCCAGCUGCUACGCGCAGGCGGCGGUGGGGCUGGAGCGCGGCGUGUGUUACCCGCGCACGCCGAAGUGCGCCCGCUGCCGCAACCACGGCGUGGUGUCGGCGCUGAAGGGCCACAAGCGCUUCUGCCGCUGGCGGGACUGUGCGUGUGUGAAGUGCGCGCUCAUCGCGGAGCGGCAGCGCGUGAUGGCCGCCCAGGUGGCGCUGCGCAGGCAGCAAGCGCAGGAGGAGAUCGACGCGCGGAGCGGAGGCGGGACUCACCCCAAUCAGCAGCAGAAGCGGACGCCUGUUGCGGUCCGCCUGAGCCCGGAGAGGCAGGCUGCCGGCGGCGCCAGAGCUGAAAGCGAGCCGGCUCCCAAGAGUUACUGCCCGGAGUUCCAGCGCGGGCGAAGAGAAGAGAAGAUUCAGAAGUACGGCUUUUACUGCAGUGAAUCGGACAGUUCUGUCGUCCCUUUACUUAUACCCUCUCUGACAUCUUCUCCUGAAGCUGCUGGAAGCAAUCAAGAGAAACCAUCCGGGAUGCAGGCUUUAAGCAAAGAGAUAUCUUUAUCGGGUCCUGAUGAAUCUUUAGAAGGAACUGACAGCCCAGCCUCUCUGUCUUCUUCAGACAUGGAAUCAGGAAAUGAAAGCGAGUGUACCAAGGAUUUUGUUCCCUGUAAUGCCAGCGUCCCUCCUCCUCCUCCUCCUCCUCCUCCUCCUCCUCCUCUUCCUCCUCCUCCUCCUCCUACUGAUGGUGCCUUCAAGCGCAGAGACCCACUUAAUAUUCUUACAAAGGUCUUUCCCAGUCAUAAACCAAGCAGGUUAGAAAGAGUUCUGCAGCUCUGCAGAGGAGACAUAGUCCAAGCUAUAGAGCAGAUCCUGAAUGCCAGCGAACACAGGCCAGGAUUCAGAGAGCUUACAAUUCCAGUCUUGCCCGAAUGCAGUGCUUUCCAGAGAUCUUCUGAUUUUGGCCUCGGAGUAGAUGUCGCAGCACUUGGCAAUAAAUCAGCAUUUGCUCCUCUUCAAACCAGCUCGGCUUCUUCCAGAAGAGAGAUGAAUUUUUAUGGCUUAAGCCCUAGACUGGGAAUUGGACCUCUAACAGUGACUUAUUCUUCUCCAGGAAGAACUUUGCCUGGAUUGAUGGCACCAUACCUAAGGACUGGCUUGUUUCCCGCUUUUCCUUUUCAUCCAGUGGUGGAUUCUUCCUUUCCAGGAGUGAUCAAAGAUGCAUCUUACUUACCCAGUGAAGACAGGCUUUUCAGUACCAAGAUGCACACUAGGUUAAAUGAAGAACGCAAAUAGAAUUUUGAUCAAAACAUACUUUUUCUUAUUCCAAUUCGUUCAGUUGGGCUGAUAACUCGUUGUGGAGCCCGAUUCUUAAAUGUACAUCCAAUAAAGAGCAAAUUAAUAUUAAAUCCUUCAUUAUAAAAAAACAUAGGCUGCCACAGGAUUCUUUCCCAAAAAAAUCAGUUGAACUUGGACAUAAAAUAGUUUGAAAAUGGAGAGAUUUCUGGAGUGUCAACAGUGAAAAAUUAUUAGAAGCAAAAUUGCUAUGGAACAUUAUAUGAAUCUUUGGAAGAGAAAAAAGGUGACACUUGGAAACUGGAAAUUGAAAAUCCAAGAGUAAUGUGAAAAACUCCAGAAAAUCAAAGCUGUGGAAUUGUCUUUUACAUUUUCAAAAUAUUUGAUACAUUUCCUUUUUUGACUUGAAAUGUAGUUGUUUGAAAUCAAGAAAUAAUUUUCCAAAUAUAGACUCUUGAUUUUUUUUAAUGAAACGGUUCUUGAAAUAGGUAGUACAUGUCUCUGAUCAAUUGUUGUAACAAAAUUGGUAAAGGAUUUUGGAUAUAAGCAGUCUGUUUAGAUUGAAGGUAUUAUGCCAUAAUUGUGUUUGCAUAUGGAUAGAAGACUUGAAGGAAUUGCCUGGUUAAAAAAUAAUUCUGAAUUAUGCUUUAGAAUAAUGUGAUUGAGAUUCAAGCUCAUGUACUUUUCUCUUAACAUAUAUGAAUAAUA
Crotalus tigris (Tiger rattlesnake) is the source of this 2518-nucleotide messenger RNA. RefSeq names its product DMRT like family A1 (gene DMRTA1). Lineage: Eukaryota; Metazoa; Chordata; Lepidosauria; Squamata; Viperidae. The coding region runs from base 347 to 1810 and encodes 487 amino acids. Gene Ontology annotation, cellular component: nucleus. The transcript is spliced from 2 exons. Gene Ontology annotation, molecular function: DNA-binding transcription factor activity, RNA polymerase II-specific; RNA polymerase II cis-regulatory region sequence-specific DNA binding; protein binding. Gene Ontology annotation, biological process: sex differentiation; regulation of transcription by RNA polymerase II. The record is from RefSeq and is a predicted model, not a curated record.